AUAUUGUCUCUUUCUUAGUAUUUUACUUCUGUCACUUGUACAUUCGACUAGUCCAAUAAUACAAUUUUUUUAAAUAUGUUGCAGCAUAUCAUGAUGACGGAUGUGCAUGUUUCUAACAAUGAUGAAACUGUUGAUGUAAUCUCAAACCCGCCACCGGCUGAAGGCAAAAAGAGAAAAGGAAGAGGGAAGACAACAGGACUUUCAAUCCAAAAGAAACGCAAAGAUAGUGACAAUGGAAAGCUAAAGGUGAUUAUUCCACCAGAUCGAACUGUAGCAGUAGGUCCUGGAGCUAAUGAUUUCAUUACUGAGCUCUCUGUUAAAGUUAUGCAUAAUGCUAGGCAUGAUGUCAAGAAUUGGAAGGAAGUUCCUGAUAUAGCAAAAGAUAGGAUUGUUGCUCAUAUGCUGGACACCUUCCAACUUCCAGACACACAACACAAUCGAGAUACUAUCCUUAAAACAGCUAAUAAUUUAUAUAGAUAUCGUCGUAGUAGGCUCCAUGAUCAUUUCAAAAAAUAUGUUACAAGUUGUUCAAGACUUAUGGAUGACAUCACGAAAGAAAAGUUGCUUGAUCUUGGACCUUUGAAAGGUGAUGUGCUUGUUCUUAGGCUUUAUAGUUUUCUGUUGCAAUUCUUUUG
Molecule: messenger RNA, 635 nt
Organism: Nicotiana tabacum (common tobacco)
Lineage: Eukaryota; Viridiplantae; Streptophyta; Magnoliopsida; Solanales; Solanaceae
Source: RefSeq, a predicted model, not a curated record